This is a messenger RNA of Lepidothrix coronata (blue-crowned manakin), 642 nucleotides long. RefSeq names its product sclerostin (gene SOST). Gene Ontology annotation, biological process: negative regulation of BMP signaling pathway; negative regulation of Wnt signaling pathway; ossification. The coding region runs from base 1 to 642 and encodes 213 amino acids. NCBI's taxonomy places the organism in Eukaryota, Metazoa, Chordata, Aves, Passeriformes, Pipridae. The transcript has 2 exons. Gene Ontology annotation, molecular function: BMP binding. The record is from RefSeq and is a predicted model, not a curated record.
AUGCAGAUCUCUUGGGCUGUGUGCGCUGUCUGUGUCUUGGCACAAAUGGCAUUUCGACCCGUGGAAGGGUGGCAGGUGUUUAAAAAUGAUGCUACAGAAAUCAUUCCUGAAAUCACUGAGAACACAGAACCACCGAUGGAGCAGACUUUCAGCAACAACAACACAAUGAAUCAGGCAAAACAUGGAGGAAGACACAUACAGCAAGCUCCAGACCCUAACGAUGCUUCUGACUUCAGCUGCAGGGAGAUGAGAACCACCCGCUAUGUCACGGACGGGCCCUGCCGCAGUGUCAAGCCCGUCAAGGAGCUCGUCUGCUCCGGCCAGUGCGUCCCCUCUCACCUCCUCCCCAACUCCAUCGGCCGGGGGAAGUGGUGGCGGCAGAACGCCCCGGAUUAUCGCUGCAUCCCCGCCCACACCCGCACCCACCGCAUCCAGAUGUCCUGCCCCGAGGAAGAGACUCGGACUUACAAAUUCCGAGCCGUCACCUCCUGCAAGUGCAAGCGCUACACCCGCUACCACAACCAGUCGGAGCUGAAGGACUUCGGGAAGGACAAUGCCAGGCCUCAGAAGAACAAGAAGCCCCACCUGUCCAGAGCCAGGAGCAGCAAAUCUAACCAGCACGAGCUAGAAAAUGCUUAUUAG